Owenia fusiformis is the source of this 3098-nucleotide messenger RNA. The record is from the annotation of a GenBank genome assembly. Lineage: Eukaryota; Metazoa; Annelida; Polychaeta; Sabellida; Oweniidae.
CUGACUUAAUGAUUCAUCUAUUGUUCAUUAUUACUAUGGUGUUCCUAAAACAAGCAAUCGAUUUCAUUAACUACUUUCGAUAAGUUGCUGGGCAUACGUAAUUUAAGCAUUUGGUGAAUUUCUGAGAUGUUUAAACCACAAUUGAAUAGGAUAAUACCUUUCAGUGGCAUUUGUUAGAUAUUUUAUGCGAUACACAAUGGAUAUGUGUACAGCAACCGUGCUUUUAGUAUUUAAACUAAAUUGAGGUCGUAUUUAAACAAAAUAAUUGUUCAAACGAAAAGAACAAUUUUAUUCUGACUGCUAAUGUAAAAAAUCAUUUUGGAUAAGACAUGGCUUUAAGAGAGUUGUUAAAAAAGGGCUUAGAAGAAACUACGGCUCAUGGACUAGGUCGAACAGUGGGACAACGACAUAUAGUUAUCCGUGUUUGGUGGAGCAUUGCUUGCUUGGCAAGCUUUGGCGUGAUCAUUUGGCAGUGUGAAAAACUUUUCGUAAAAUAUUAUGAAUACAAUGUUAAUGUCAAAAUAGAUAUGCAGUACAACUCCGAGCUAGAUUUUCCAGCAGUUACAAUAUGUAACUUGAACCAGUUCAGACUGUCGAAACUUCACAUUGGAGGCCAAGAAUUUGGAAAUGAAAUUCAAUCAUUAGCUGAUUCGUUUUUGGAACAUUUCCCCCCUCCGACACAGAGUUCUAAUCAGACUACGAACGGUACGUCUCCCAUAGAUGGCGCCACUACACAAUUACCAAACACUACCACCGCUCCACCCCCAAGCAGGAAAAGGAAAAAGAGAACAACUGGGGAUCAGAGAAAGGCUCCAGACUCGGGGUUUACACCAUCAGUGGACUAUAACAACGCUCCAUGGUUGGCUGAGAACUCCGAAUCCUUAACUUACUCAACACGCCAAGCUCUAGCAGAGGCCAUGUCGUCUCUGAGCCAGCAGCAGCGUAUUGAUAUGGGACACGAUGCAAAUAACCUCAUACAAGAAUGUUCUUGGAAUGGGAAAACAUGUUCUCCUGCGAAUUUCUCGGGGUUCAACAAUGCCUAUUUCGGCAACUGCUUUACCUUUAACCACGACGACUUGCCCACUGUGUUAUCAACCAGCAAAACAGGACCUCUAUAUGGAUUGUCCUUGACACUUUAUGUAGAAACAAAUGAAUAUGUACCUGCAUUAACAUCAGCCGUUGGUGUCCGUGUUUUGGUGCAUGUGCCCGAUAAACAGCCCUUUCCCGAAGAUGAGGGUAUAGACGUACAUCCGGGUACAAAAACUUCGGUCGGAUUAAAAUAUAUAAAGGUGACCAGAGAAACUUACCCAUAUCCCAGCGAUUGCACAGAUGGGAGCGAUAUCUAUUUACUAUAUGACAAGACAUACUCAAUACAGGCAUGUAUCCGAACUUGUAAACAGGAGGCUGUCAUUGAUGAAUGUGGCUGUGCAAAUGCACUUGAAGAAGCUCCCGAAAACGAGACUAUUUGCAAAUCUGAUAAACUUGACUGUGUGAAUUCAGUUUUGGAACAAUUUGAAAGAAAAGAAUUAACAUGUACCUGUCCACAGUCUUGUCUAGACCAGUCGUUUUCAAUGACGGUUUCAUCGUCUGUCUGGCCAGCAAACUCGUAUGGUAGCACUCUGUUAGAUGCAUUUGGUGGCCGUGAUGGCAUCCCGGACUUUGAAAGUGUGGAGAAAUUGCGGGAUAAUAUGAUUAAGCUGGACAUAUACUACCAAGAGCUCAAUGAGCAAACGUUCAAAGAGGAACCUGCUUACCUCUCUGAAAAUCUCCUCGGAGAUCUUGGGGGACAAAUGGGCCUAUGGAUGGGCAUAUCCGUAUUGACUAUUGCAGAACUUAUCGAGCUUGUUUCAACAAUAAUUUACACUGUAUGCAAAAAGUUAAGACAUCCAGAAAAAGUUCAUGUUAAAAACGAUCUUCCUUUAGUUGAAAAGUAUUAACAGCUCAUUCUACUUAACCACAUGAUAUUUUUCGAUAUACAUGUAGGUCGAUGUGAGUUAUUUUUGUUUAUGUCCAUUACAUGUAUAUAAUACAAUCUUAUUUAUGGUUCAGCAAAAAGUUUUUCCUGUAAGUGCAGUGCCAAAAAUUAGUGAAUGUGGGGAAGGGAACCAGUAAGCCAUUCUCUCCUGGAUGUUAUCAUUGUUUUCUCGAAAAAAUAUUUUUGAGAAUUCAGCAUUGUCUUUUGAUUUUGCAUUAAGCAUUAGCAAGAGCCAGUAAUGAUCACUGCGCAUGUUCAAAAUAAUUAUAAACCAAUCAAAUUUGUCAAUUAAAAUUUGGACAAGCGCCUUGAACGAGUGCAGAAAUUCAAAUUAUCAAACGAUUUGCAGCAUAUCUACAUUGCUGUCAAGAGAAAGUCGACGAUUGAACAAUAAAAAACAAUCAAAAGAGGAGUCGAACACAAUAUUCGACCAAUCAGGACACUAGAUUUCCAGCAUAGAUACAGUGCAGCGGGAUCUUUUAGAUAAGGCAGGCAAUUUAAUUGUAUAUAUUAACAUAAAAGUAAAAUUGAGUUUUGAGCGAAAGAUUUCAAGUGAGCAGUGAACCUAGAUCCACCAUACAUGUACACGACUGCUUGGUCCAGGCAAAAUUACUCAGGUACAAAAACCUACAUUAUACACUUUUAUACUAUUCAAAUCUUACAACUGUAUAAUUACUAACUUUAUUGUGAUGGUAAAUGAAUUGAUGUGUACUGAAAUAUACUUAGUUUUAUGGGUAUAUGUAAAAAUAAAUCAUUGCAAAAUACAAGAUUAUGCCAUAUUAAUUAUUACCAAAGUGUAAAAUGUGCAAUAAAGAACCAGAGAAAAUAUCACACAUGAUCAUGGACUGUGAAGGUCGUAUCGUUUUAAGGUCAACUAUUUUGAAAAUUGUUUUAAAUACUUUCAAUCCUGAACAAAAUUAUCCAAAAGAAAUGAUUCUGGGAGCAAUUUUUGGUGCAGGAGAGAUAAUUGAUUUGGAUGAAUAUAAGCAAAUUGCUUUAUUCAUCCCCAAAAUGUACAUAAACAGACCAGAUAUUGGUCUAUAAUUUUAUGUAAAUUGUAUUAUAGAUGUUAUUUGUUAAAAAUAGAAUAAUGUAAAAACUUUAUUUAUUCACACCAAAUCUG